CCCCGCCCUGUUCCCUCUCUGGUCGGGUCAGGCGCGGCCGGCCCUGCGAGCUCCCGGCACAGGCUGAGGGAGAGAGAGAGAGAGAGAGAGGGGAGGAGGACUCAGGGCGUAGGAGCCGGGGAGCCCUCCCGCGCCACAGGCUACCACAGCCUGGGAUCUGCUGCUGAUGGACUUCAAGAGCCCCUAAUACUGUGGGUGGAUAAAAACCUGAAAUGUUGAAUGAAGACUGGCUUAUGAGCAAAUUUCCAGAGACUUGGUGAAGAUAGGAAAGCUAUCAAAAAGACCAUAGGACUAUUGUACUGUAUUUGCUGUUUAUCCUGAAGCUCAGCUGAGGCAGAGCUCAGCUGAUCUCUGUUUCUUGACUGUUUACUUCCUAUUGGCCAACCAAGAUUUUAUUGGAGAAUUCUGUUGCACAGAGCCUACCAUCGUCUGUGGGCCGUAACAGGAGCAUGCAUUUGCAAGUGUCAGUUAGAUUUGUGGAUCAAUAAAGUUUUCGUGAAAGGUGGGCACUUUUGGUGACAUUGUCCAGUUCUCACAAUGUAUCAUUCCUUGUCUGAAACUAGACAUCCUCUGCAGCCAGAAGAACAAGAAGUGGGCACUGACCCCUUGUCGAGUUACCCAGACAAGCCUGGAGGAGAUUCAAAUCAAAAUGGAAGAACAAGUUCUUUAGACUCUGAUGGGACUUUUAAUUCCUAUAGGAAAGAAUGGGAAGAACUAUUUGUAAACAACAAUUACUUGGCAACAAUAAGGCAGAAGGGGAUUAAUGGGCAGCUGAGAAGCAGCAGGUUCCGCAGCAUUUGCUGGAAGCUUUUUCUUUGUGUUCUUCCUCAAGAUAAAAGUCAGUGGAUAAGUAAAAUUAAAGAACUAAGAGCAUGGUAUAGCAGCGUUAAAGAAAUACACAUCACAAACCCUAGGAAGGCUGUUGGCCAGCAAGACCUGAUGAUCAAUAACCCCCUUUCCCAGGACGAAGGGAGUCUUUGGAACAAAUUCUUCCAGGAUAAAGAACUUCGGUCAAUGAUUGAACAGGACGUCAAAAGAACGUUUCCUGAAAUGCAGUUUUUCCAACAAGAAAGUGUGAGAAAAAUUCUUACAGAUGUUCUUUUCUGUUAUGCUAGAGAAAACGAGCAGUUGCUUUAUAAACAGGGAAUGCACGAGCUGCUGGCUCCUAUCGUCUUCACCCUCCACUGCGACCACCAGGCCUUUCUCCAUGCCAGUGAGUCUGCGCAGCCAAGUGAGGAAAUGAAAACUCUCCUGAACCCUGAAUAUCUGGAACAUGAUGCCUAUGCAAUGUUCUCACAGCUUAUGGAAACUGCUGAACCUUGGUUUUCUACUUUUGAGCAUGAUGGUCAAAAGGGGAAAGAAACCCUGAUGCCUCCUAUCCCCUUUGCUAGACCACAGGAUUUGGGGCCAACAAUUGCUAUUGUUACUAAAGUCAACCAGAUCCAGGAUCAGCUACUGAAGAAGCAUGAUAUUGAGCUUUACAUGCACCUGAACAGACUAGAAAUUGCACCACAGAUAUAUGGGUUACGGUGGGUGCGGCUGCUGUUCGGCCGAGAGUUCCCGCUGCAGGACCUGCUGGUGGUCUGGGACGCCCUGUUCGCCGACGGCCUCACCCUGACUUUGGUUGACUACGUCUUCGUGGCCAUGUUGCUCUACAUCCGAGAUGCUUUGAUCUCCAGUAACUACCAGACCUGUCUUGGCCUUCUGAUGCAUUACCCACUCAUCGGGGACGUUCACUCACUGAUUCUUAAGGCUCUGUUCCUUCGGGACCCAAAGAGAAAUCCACGACCAGUGACUUAUCAAUUCCAUCCAAAUUUGGAUUAUUACAAAGCCCGAGGAGCAGACCUCAUGAAUAAAAGCCGGACCAAUGCCAAAGGCGCUCCCCUAAAUAUAAAUAAGGUCUCGAACAGCCUGAUUAACUUCGGAAGGAAGCUGAUUUCUCCUGCGGCGGCCCCGGGCGGUGCAAGCGGCCCCGUGGCAGCGGGCGGUGCCAGCGCCCCGUCCCCAGUGGCGGCUCCCACCAGGACCUUGGCGGAGGCCCCCAGGCACACUCUGCAGCAGCAGCAGCAGAGGCUGAUGAAAUCGGAAAGUAUGCCCGUGCAGCUGAACAAAGGCGAUGUAGUUACAGGAAGCGAUGCUCAGGUUUCUGUUCCUGUCCAGACCCUAACUGACCUCCCAGGACAAAGUUCUAAAAACAUCAGUUCCUCUCCGAGCAUUGAGAGUUUGCCUGGAGGGAGAGAGUUCACUGGCUCCCCACCUUCAUCUGCUGCUAAGAAGGAUUCCUUUUUCAGCAACAUCUCCCGAUCGCGCUCACACAGCAAAACUAUGGGCAGGAAAGAAUCUGAAGAAGAAUUAGAAGCCCAAAUUUCCUUCCUUCAAGGACAGUUGAACGACCUGGAUGCCAUGUGCAAGUACUGUGCGAAGGUGAUGGACACCCAUCUUGUAAAUAUUCAAGAAGUGAUAUUACAGGAAAAUUUGGAAAAAGAGGAUCAGCUUCUGGUUUCCCUGGCUGGACUAAAGCAGAUCAAAGACAUCCUGAAGGGCUCCCUGCGUUUCAACCAGAGCCAGCUGGAGGCCGAGGACAGCGAGCAGAUCAGCAUCGCAGAUGACCACUACUGCAGCGGCGCCGCCCCGCAGGCCCCGCCAGCAGCCCCGGGUCGCCGGGAGCGGCCGGGCGCGGACGACUUCGUCCUGGUCUCCAAGGACUGCGAGGAGCGAGGCGCCGGGCUGAGCCCCUCGGGCCAGGCUCAGCCGCUGCGGCCGCUCCGGGGCGCCGCCCGGCCGGUGCUCGUGUUCUCCGACCCGCUGACCGGCCCGGCCUCCGCCUCCUCCAGCAACCCCAGCUCCAGCCCCGACGACGACAGCAGCGGCCACAGCAAGGACUCGGGCUUCACCAUCGUGAGCCCCCUGGACCUCUGAUGGCCGCCGGCCACCCCGCUGCCCCGGGAGACGCCCCUGCCCGCGCGCCCGGCCGGGUGCUGCCCUCGGGGCCUGCGUCGGAAGCCCACCGGGCAGCGCCAACCUCUCCUCCGCACUCCCGCCGUCCGGGGGAGGAGGAGCGGGCCUCCAGCCUCCCCUGGGGCGCCGGCGGACAGCUGGGGAGAGCUGGGCGCGGGCGCAGCAGGGCUCCAGUGUUCUCCAGCCUCAGACCCCACGUCCCCGGCUGUCAGCGCCCCUCCUCAGACAGCCGUCUUCACCUUCGGAAUCUGAGCGUCGGAAAAGAAGGCCGAGAGCGCCAAGCCGGCCUUGCUGCGCGCCCCGCUGGCGCCCGCUGCAGCAGGGCCUCCAGGAGCCGGGGCAGCUCCCGGAAGGCCCCGCUUUCUCCUGUUGCUUGGCUCAUCCCUUUGAAGAGAAGGUCAAAAGAGGGUUGACCUUUGCAGUGUGGAAAUCCGGACUGACCCUGCGCUGGGUCACUCCCCCGCCAGACUCUGAGCUCAGGCAGCACAGCUUACCGCUCUUGUCCCCAGCCUCUGCUCUGGGAAAGGAAGUGUUGGAUGGAAUGACCCUGGGUUCUCAAUUUUGCUGAUGCUAAAAGCCUAUGUGAACCGCAGAAAUGACAUGUGCCUUGCUCCCAUUUAAGUCACAUACUAGCUAAUACCUUCUGUUACUAUAAAUGUAGCAAUUUCUUAAUAUUUUAAGUCUUUUUUAUGAUUUCUGGAUUUUCACUGAAUAUUGCUAUUUACUGGCCAGAUAAGUUCAAGGAUUGCUAACAGUAAUCUAAAUUACACAUUAUUUUAUUUCUCAGUCUACAAAUCUGCUUUUAAUUUUUCACUAUUUUCUACUCAUUUUGUUUUUCCACGCAGAGUUCAUUUCAGCACUAGGAGCCUCGGUUACUGGCUGGCUGCUCACCUGUGUGAGCAGGAAACUGCACUGUUACUAUUCAGGUAACAGGUUUAAUUUUCUAACUGGAAUGAUACUGAGUGAAGACCAGUGGACAUGCACAGGCAAGCGAUAAGAGCCGGGCUGAGGACGUAUUCUGUAAAAGGGUAUUUCAGGGUCUGGGCAGAAAUAAAGUCAGUGUAUCGGCCUGAGCAGAUGCCGUGAGCAAAAAGUGAGACACCACAGUGCAGAUCCCACAGUUAUCCCACUCACUUACCCGAGUGGCUGAAAAGAAAAUGGACAAAUCUAAAAGCAGUUAUUGAGGAUUUAGAAACCUUUUACACUUCCAAAAUUUGCGAGCAGUUUGGUUUGGGAGAAGCAGUCAUUAGGCUGCAGUGUCCAGUAGCUCUUCCAAAAUAGUGUGGCGUUUCACUGAUCCAGAAAAUAAAGUCUGGUGUUAACGAACAACUCAGCUGACCGGAGGAACACGGCAGCUGCCGCAGCCGCUCCACGUGCCCCUGGCCCACGGUCUGCACGGGGUCCAGGCUCGCCCCCCGCAGGACCUGAGAGGCUGAGAAGGGGCGAGGUGUUGGCUUCACAGAGAGCAGCCGCUGUGUAAAGUCGGGGCCACUGUAUGUACCGAAAGCAAAAUGCCAAACCAGACACGCCUCUGACAAAGCUGUUUACCAAGUCGCUGGCCACUCUUAGUAGAAUUACCUUGAACUGGAAAUUUUAAAAAAGUUAAACUUUGAUUAAAUGCACGCACUGCUAUUGGAGAAAUACCAUAAAUCAUGUCUUUAAUGCGGCCGCCGCUUCAUACAGCGAGAGGCAUGCACAGGGCAUUGCUGCCACGCCGGUGCCUUGACGUGGCCUGCGCACCCAGCAGGGCCCAGCCAGGAGCGGCCGCCACCACAGUGCCCUGGAAGCCCGUGCUCUGCACGUUCAGGGGCUCGGGCUACUCACAUUCUCAGUAAGCAUGGCUCUCAGCAGGCAUGCUGCCAGAAUCACCCAGCACCCAGAGGCCCCGGCAAUCAUACGUAAGUAAAACUUCUUUUAGGAUUUGGUUCCCCCCCACCCUGCCCAGUAAAUACUGAUUAGACCAUACAGUCCAUCUGCAUCUUAAGACAUUGUUUUCUGUUGGGAAAAUGUCUGCUUCUCAAUGGAACCAGAGUGGCUAGUCUGUUGUUCACAUUGGAACUGAAUUAUGACGUCUUUGUAUACAAAUACAGCCUGUUUGGGCCAGGAAGAGAAUUUCUUGUUAAAGAGUUUAUUUGCCUCCAUAAGCAGGGUUGCUACAUACAUUCACAGUUUUAAGAGACUGCAAUUAGCUAUUCCAGUUGUGCUUUAAAAUCCCCAUAUUAUUUUCAUUAGUGAGUGCAAAGCGAACGUCCCAUCCGGCUGACAGUUGGUCCUAGAGUUACAGACUCUGUGAUCAUCUCUAGAAAGUCCGCUCAUUCUCCAGUUUCAUCGCUUGCCUUCUCGGGUAUGACCUCGAGGCUCCGCCGCGGCUUCUGGACAUCGGCGUUUUCUGUGCCCGGCUUGCUGAGUCCGCAGGAGACGGCCGCGUAGUGGAUCUGCUUCAGGUUCUCCACGGUCUCGUUCUUGGCGUACUUCAAGAGGUCGGCUUGUCCCUGUGAUGAGACACGCAAUGAGACGGUAUGAGCUGAGGCCUGACCCACAGUUAGUCUGCCAGCACAGGCCUCCACUGAGACAGAAAGAUUUUGAUGCCUCAAGAGGGCACAUUUAUUUCUGAUAGCGCUGAAUCCAAAUAGGUCAGUUUUAACAACAACAAAAAAGUUUGUUCUCCCAGUUCUCGACAGCAGACUCCCAGGAGUGUGCUGCCCAUUCAGCCUUUCCAUUUUCUAGGGUAUUUUAUUUUUACAUACAUGGAAUCAAGCAGUUAUAUUUUUCUUCAGUUUCCUUUUUUUUUCCCACCAAAAGUCAUGUCUUGGCAAUCUUUCCAUGUCAGUAUAGAUCUACCAUAGGGUGACAGAAUUUUUAAAAACAAAAUUCUCCAGGUAGUCUAGGGUAAUUAAGGCAGUAAUAACAAGAGUUCUUUAUCUGCUUGAGUCUCACGUUCAGACAAGUCAUCACAGCAUUGUCAACAGACCAGACCGUUACCCAGCAGCGACACCAAGGACCCUUACGUGUGACAAACCCGGGCCUGGGAGCCGCCGGGCUUCACCCCCUCACGCCCACUUUGCUCUGCGCGCCUGCAGCUCCAGGCCCCCGGACCUGGCGCUGGGACGAGGAGGGUGUGAGGCUGGGAGGGCGCUCUCUGCGGCGGCAUUCACGCCUGUCGCUUCAGAGCCCACUGAAGAGCAAAGGCUGCUGAAAAUGGCGUCACCCACCCACGACCCAGGGGUCUGGAUUUGGACACCGACCACACUAGCUUGGCAGUGUUUUCAUUUGAGAAACUGAAACGCUAUUUGGUUUCACACAUUCUUCCAGUUUUAUAACUAAUUCCAUUUUCUUUGUACCUUGAAAGACGUAUAACAACCUUACAGGUCAAAUAAUUAAGGUUCUCAGAAAAUAAUCUUUAGACGAUGUAGCUGAAGGCAGGGCUCUUGCUGACUGCUGCUCACCCAGGGCUGGGGCAGAGGCUGGAGCAGCCGAGAAAGGCAUGACCUCGGCAGAUGCAAAGCACCGGAGCCAGCAGCCGCCCAGCAGCAGUGGGCCCGUCCACAAGCUUACUGUGUGACCACAAAAGAUGUCCUCAUCAAUAAAAACAUUUCAAAGCA
Bubalus bubalis (water buffalo) is the source of this 6560-nucleotide messenger RNA. RefSeq names its product TBC1 domain family member 5 (gene TBC1D5). Bases 538 to 2919 code for a protein of 793 amino acids. Gene Ontology annotation, biological process: activation of GTPase activity. The record is from RefSeq and is a predicted model, not a curated record. NCBI's taxonomy places the organism in Eukaryota, Metazoa, Chordata, Mammalia, Artiodactyla, Bovidae. Gene Ontology annotation, molecular function: GTPase activator activity. The transcript has 25 exons.